Schistocerca serialis cubense is the source of this 1341-nucleotide messenger RNA. Its product is annotated as juvenile hormone esterase-like. Bases 1 to 1341 code for a protein of 446 amino acids. The transcript is spliced from 8 exons. Lineage: Eukaryota; Metazoa; Arthropoda; Insecta; Orthoptera; Acrididae. The record is from RefSeq and is a predicted model, not a curated record.
AUGGAACGGAUGGGCAGCGCGGUGACCGUCAGCAUCCCCCAGGGUGCGCUCAGAGGCCGCAGGCUCAAGACACCCUCCGGCAGAACCUACUGCAGCUUCCAGGGUAUCCCUUAUGCCAAGCCACCGGUCGGGCCGCUCAGGUUCAAGCUUCCAACAGGAGAAAAUGCACAACUCAUCCCCGUUAUGGUGUGGAUCCAUGGAGGAGCAUUUUUGUUAGGUUCUGGGAAUACAGAGCUGUAUGGGCCGGAUUAUCUCAUGGAACAUGAUGUUCUGUUAGUGACGUUCAACUAUCGUCUUGGAGUGCUUGGAUUUCUAUCCACGGAAGACCAGUUGGUCCCCGGAAACGCAGGUCUCAAAGACAUGGUGAUGGCUCUGAAGUGGGUAAAGAGCAACAUCGCCAGGUUUGGCGGUGACCCGGGCAACGUCACCAUAUUUGGCGAGAGCGCGGGUUCCAUGUCCUGUCAUAUACUCUCCAUAUCUUCUGCGGCCAAAGGUUUAUUCCAACGUGUAAUUUGUCAAAGUGGAGUCCCAAUCAAAGGUCUGAUGGGUAGUGGUGGUAGAGAACAAGCAUUCGGCUUAGCCAGAGCCCUGGGUUUCACCGGGAACACCACGGAGGAACUGGUCGCCUUUUUGAUGGAACAACCGGCAAGAAGACUCGUCGAACAUGCGCCUGAGGCAGUUACGAAGGAGGUAAAGACUUACAAUCAACAAAUAAACAUACUCAACGUGGACAAAGCAGCCCUGCGAGAGCUCAACUUGAACUUUCAGAGAGCUCUACCCGCCACUAUUCCUGUCAAAAAGGAGGAGCGCAUCGCCGUUGCUCGAGACGUCAAGCGCUUCUAUUUUGAUAACCAGCCGCUAGACGAAUCUACAAUUGAUCUGUACGCUGACCUCCAUGCAGACCUUGUCACCAUAUACCCCUCGGUGGUAACGGCUAGGAUUCUCUCUUCCAUGCCUGCGGCUCAGCCUACCUACUUCUAUCACUUCGACGUCACUACAAAACUUAAUGUUUUUAAGAAACUGUAUGGAGAGCAGUUUUCAGGUGUCAGUCACUGUGAUGAUUUACCUUUCUUGUUUUCCGAAGAGAAAACGAAGGACAUUCCGAAGGGACCAGAAACCGAAGAAGGCAAAGCCAUAGCGCGUGUGACCCGGCUUUGGACCAACUUCGCCAAGACUGGGAAUCCAACACCAGAUCCAGCGGACCCUAUGUUGUCAGUGACCUGGUUGCCUUUCAAGAAGGACGAGGGAUAUUACCUAGACAUCACCAAUGAUGGGUUGAGUUCUAAGAAGGAUUUGAUGAAGGAUCGAGUGGACUUCUGGGACAGGAUCUUCAGGAUGUAG